CCACUUUGUGAGCAUUGGUAUGCCCAGCUAACCCAAAAAAUUGUUUCCUCGUUGUUCCCCGUCAUCCGUGCAGAAGUUGCUGUAAUAUUUAUGACAGGAAAUAGUACAGUUUUUGUAUAAUGUCACAUUUUGCCUUAAGAAAAACUUUAAAUUAUAAUCGCUCCAGGGUUCAAAAGAGAUUCACGUUAUUAUUUAUUCUACAACAAACCAGAGAGCAAUCGACUAAAGAGUGUCCUAAAAAUGCUGAAGAUUAUGAAUACAUACAGAAAAGUAAGGUGCCCACAAUGCAUUUCCAGGCAUCAUUGCCUCGACUUCCUAUUCCAAAAUUGGAAGACUCUUGCCGCAAAUACCUGGACGCACAAAAGCCUUUACUCAAUGAGGAACAAUUUGCAUUCACGAAGACUUGCGUAAAUCAAUUUUUAGAAAGCGAGGGACAACCGCUCCACAAAGAGUUGUUAAGCAUUGAUAAGAAAAAUAGACAUACUAGCUAUAUAAGCGAGUAUUGGUUCGAUAUGUACCUUAGAGACCGGCAGCCUUUGCCAAUUAAUUACAAUCCAAUGCUAGUAUAUAGUCAGGAAACUGAUAAACGUUAUAACGAUCAGCUAGUCAAGGCCACAAAUCUGGUCGUUUCCUCUAUUAGAUUCUUGAAGUCGCUCCGGGCAGGAAUUUUGGAACCCGAAGUCUUCCACUUAAAUCCUAAGAAAUCAAACACCGAAUUCUUUAGAACCUUUACGGGAAUGUUGCCUUCCUGGCUUGCCUGGUAUGGAGCUUUUCUUCUCAAGGCUUAUCCACUUGACAUGUCCCAGUAUGCAAAUCUCUUUAACUCUACAAGAAUCCCAGAGCAGGGAAAAGAUAGAAUCAGUCUGGAUAAGUCAGCCCGUCACAUGGUCGUCAUGCGAGGCGGACACUUCUAUGCGUUUGACAUUCUAAACCAAGAUGGUACAAUAAUCUCUCCAAAGAAAGUAGCAGCCAAUCUGAACUUUAUUCUUCAAAGCAAGACGUCGGAAUCUGAAAGCCCAGUUGGAAUUUUGACUGGAGCGGAAAGAAACCAAUGGGCAGAAGCAAGGGCACAUCUUUCGAAAAUAGGAAACGAGGAGAUCCUCAAGAAAAUCGAUUCGGCUGCUUUUGUUUUAGUGUUGGAUGACCAAUCAAUUGGAGACGAGACAAAUGACGAAGAUUACCGAAAAAUGGUCAGGCAUUUUCUUCAUGGCGAUGGUAUAAACAGAUGGUUUGACAAAUCCUUUUCCCUGAUUAUCACUAAAGAUGGAUUCGCUGGACUUAACUUUGAACAUUCUUGGGGCGAUGGAGUCGCUAUCUUGAGAUAUUUUCAGGACGUGAAAGCUGAUAUUACUAAGAAUCCAUGGUUCCGACCAGAAGACAGGGUGUUGAUUUCGAACGUAAAUCCGCAAGUCGAAUCUUUAAAGUUUAAUUUGGACGGUAAAAUGAAAGAAAUAAUUCAGACUGAGCAGGAGAAGUACAGGAAGUGGGUAGAUUCUCUGAGUAUUGCCCAUAUGAUUUACGAAGGAUUUGGAAAAGAGGAGUGUAAAAAAUUCGGAGUUAGUCCUGAUGCUAUAAUGCAGUUGGCUUUCCAACUUGCUUUGUACAAACAGGAGGGACGUUCAGUAGCAACAUAUGAAUCUUGCAGUACCUCUGCUUUUAAACAUGGAAGAACUGAAACAAUCAGACCGUGCACAGAAUAUACGAAGGCUGUUUGCGCUACAAUGGUUAACAAAGAUUCUGGAAUUUCCGCAGCCGAGUUAAAAAAGAUGAUUGUGGAUUGCAGUAAAGCGCAUACUGAACUCGUCAAAAAUGCUGCUAUGGGUCAGGGUUUCGACAGACAUCUUUUCGCCCUGAAAAAGAUGCAAGAAAAAUUAGGAAAGAAAACCUCGCUUUUUGAGGAUCCAGCUUACACAGCAAUCAAUCAGAAUAUUUUGUCAACCUCAACAUUAUCUGCUCCGAUUGUGAUAGCUGGUGGAUUUGGACCAGUGGUGCCAGAUGGAUUUGGAAUUGCAUACAUGAUUCAGGACAAAAGACUUGGUGCUGUCGUGACUAGUUAUUCAAAGCAUCGCAGUGCGAAUGAUUACGUAAAAAAUCUGCAGGCUGCCUUUGAAGAUAUUCAUAAAGUGAUGGCGACGCCAUAAAAAGUGAUGAUUUGAUCAUAUUGAUCUACUACUUUAAUCAUUGUUAAUCUGCCAAUUUUGUAAAUUUGUAGCUAAACUUUAGCUGUUUCUAUUUGAUAUUGUACAUGCAGAGUAUUUUUUCACAGUGAAAUUCGAUUGUAUAUUUUUGUUAUACUUUUUAUACGCGGCUAUAUAUUCUUUAUAGUUGUUAUACAUAAUUAUGUAUACAUUUGGAAUAAAUAUUUACGGAGAAU
Belonocnema kinseyi is the source of this 2374-nucleotide messenger RNA. It is a transcript of the gene CPT2, whose product is annotated as carnitine O-palmitoyltransferase 2, mitochondrial-like. Bases 120 to 2141 code for a protein of 673 amino acids. Gene Ontology annotation, cellular component: mitochondrion. The record is from RefSeq and is a predicted model, not a curated record. Gene Ontology annotation, biological process: fatty acid beta-oxidation. Gene Ontology annotation, molecular function: carnitine O-palmitoyltransferase activity. The transcript is spliced from 6 exons. Lineage: Eukaryota; Metazoa; Arthropoda; Insecta; Hymenoptera; Cynipidae.